This is a messenger RNA of Drosophila innubila, 14577 nucleotides long. Its product is annotated as dynein heavy chain 10, axonemal-like. Gene Ontology annotation, molecular function: dynein intermediate chain binding; ATP hydrolysis activity; ATP binding. Bases 6 to 14480 code for a protein of 4824 amino acids. The transcript has 45 exons. The record is from RefSeq and is a predicted model, not a curated record. Gene Ontology annotation, biological process: microtubule-based movement. Lineage: Eukaryota; Metazoa; Arthropoda; Insecta; Diptera; Drosophilidae. Gene Ontology annotation, cellular component: dynein complex; axoneme.
CCGAAAUGCCUCUACUUUUUCUGUUGGGUUCGAUACGAGGCUCUCUAAUCGAUUCGCUGCGACACGACUUGAAUGUGGUUUACAAAAGCGCCUUUCAAUUUCAAUUUCGCGAACCGGACACCACGGAUAUUCAGCAAAUGGACAAUAAUGAUGAGCAGGGAGGCGGCGCCGAUGGCAGCGGCAGUGCUGGAGGUGGAGGUGGAGGCGGAGGCGGUGCUGGGGAUGCCGGGGAGGAUAUUUCAAGCGAGGCUAAGGAAUCGGGCCCCGGUCUAUUGGAGCUAUCCAAACCAUCGGAAUUUCGUUUGAAAGCGCUUAAACAACAAAAAAAGCAAAAGGCAAUGGAAGCGCAGGCCAAGAAGAUGCAGGCGGCCAAAAUGGCGGAAACUCAAGAGACCCAAGCCGAAGCAGACGAAGAAGAAGAGGCUCAGCCUGUGGCCAUGGAUAUAAUAUCAUCCUCCGAGGAAGAGGUGGAACAGAAGCCUGAAAAGCUGACCAUCGGCGAGCGCUGGGAUAAGCUGCUGAACGAGACCAAGGCCAAGGUGGCGGCAGAGCAUGCUGCCGAAGAGGCAACACAACCAAAGAUUAUGCCAAUCCAGCGUCGACUGCUUAAGGAGAUGGAGGAGUUCGAUAAUGAAAUUGUCUGGACUAUUAAUCAUAUUGUGUGGGCCUUUAAUCUUCCCACUUCGUAUGUUCAACCCGAUCAGGAGGAGACUGAAUUCGAAGAAGCCAUUAUUCGUGUGCCUCUGGAUCCCAAGAAAAUAGAUCUGAUUCCCACAUACACACAAGUACAGCUAGAAGAUGUUGUCGAUGGAUGGAUAAAGUAUCUGAUAAAGACAAUGAAGUCGUUGAAGGACAGCAAACUGGAUGAGUUCACUCCAAUGGCUGAAUAUCGUUAUUGGCACAAAAUGGAAAUCGAUCUCUAUGGCACGCUGGAACAACUUAAGACAGAAUUUGUGAUGACUGUGCUUAAUCGCUUGACGGCCAAUGGAUCAAAGGUGCUUCCCGAGUGGAACAAUGUGUUGAGCAAAACCGAGGAGCGUUUCAAGCUGGCUAAGGAGAAUUCUGACUAUUUGGGAACCAUCAAAGACUACUUGGAGAAAAUACGGAACUACGAUAGCUUUAAAAUGUCGGUGCUGCAGAUACCCAAUGUCAUGGUCGGGUUGCGUCACAUUUGGACAAUGUCCAGCUACUAUUGUCGCGAUCCGGAAAUGCAGGUACUACUUUGCGAGAUAUCCAAUGUUUUCGUGCAGAAAGUGAAGAAGAUCAUCAACUUUGACAACAUUUUCCGAUAUUCUGCCACCUACACGUAUGAGACGGCCAACAAUUGUGCCAACCUUUUGCGUUGCUGGAAACAAGCCUAUAAGAUAAGUCGUCAGCAUAUUGAGGAAUCUGGAGCUGGAUCGCGCUGGGAAUUCGAUAGCACUAAGCUCUUUAAUGAGGUGAAUCACAUUUAUCGUGUGGCUGUGGAUAUUGCAUAUGUUGGACGUGUUUUCAUUCAAUAUGAGAACUUGUUUGGCCACAAUCUAAAGGCCCUGAUUACCGAUCCUGCUAUUGUGGAUAAUCUUAUGCGAAAGAUUUAUCGUUUACUGGAUGAUCUCAUACGCACCGUAGACUAUGAUAUGUUCUUGCCCAGCAAUUGGGAGAACUGGGAGUACUCACUGGAGCAAUUCAAUAAACACCUCGAGAUGCUGGAAAUGGAAGCCAAAACAGUUAUCGAUCAGAGCAUUAAUUCUCUACUUUCAGCUGACAAGGGCAUUAAAUUGUUAACCAAUGCAAAUGCUAUUGAUACCCGGAAGACCUUACAGGAGUUUGUUGCCUCCAAACAUGAGAAUUUAUUGAGAUUCUUUAUCAGCGAGAUCAACAACGUAGAAACAGAAUUCACGAACAAUAAGAAGACGCCACCUAUGCCCCGACUUCAGCCAUCUAAAAUAAGCGCUGUUGGCUGGGUUCGAUCGCUGGGUAAAAGACUGAAGAACUCUGUGAUGGCCUUCAAAAGUCUGGAAAAUGACCCGGCAAUGGAAAACAGUUUUCUGAAGCGAAGCGCUUUUAAGCAAUAUUUUGAGCUAAUGACAGUUCUGUUUCAGUUCGAGAAGAUGCUGUUUGAGAAAUACAUGCAGAAUGCAACCUUUAUAAUAAAUCACACCAAUCGAUCUAACAUACUGAACAUUCAAAUAUGCAAGGAAGAUACGAUGACCUACAUAUCGGAAGCCUCGCAAAAUCUUAGAAUUAAGAGUCGUGGCGGCUCAAUAGCUGCGGCGAAUCCAUCAACCGUCGGAGCGAGUCAAAUGAUUAGCCUCGCGGAAGUUUCAUCCGAUCAAAAUGUUAGUCCAGCAUUGAGCUUUAUGGAAGAAGACGAAGAGGAGGAUGUAGAACAAAAUGCUGUUGAUGCCACAAACAUAGGAUUUUUAUGUAAAAUAAACAGGUUCACAGUGUUGACCGCGAUGAUUAUGUGGAUGGUCGGCAAAACACGGCAUGCAAAUCAGCAGCUGAACAAAGCCAUUGCAUUUUUAAAUGUCAUCAAAGAGAAGAAAGCUAAGGAUAUUUCGCCAAGAGAUCGAGAGUGUAUACAAAUUUGUGAAUUGCUAUGCCGCGCGAGCUCACAGAAAAAACUGCCGAUUUGGAAAGAAAUUGUCGGCGACAAAGUGCUGAUCGAAUACGACACGAACUUCGUGGUUAAUUUAAAUCGUGAGGUUUUCGAUACGAUGUUUGAGGGACAACUCUUUGAGCAUUUGGGAUUCACCUUGCCCACUGUGCUGCGUACGGCGAUUAUGAAAAAGGAGCAUCUUUUCAAGGACUACGAAAAGCUCUCGGAGGUCAUUAAUCGAUACAAUGGGAUUAUUGGCAAUUUGUCAAUGUCGGAGGUGGUAUUCCUCCGUGAACAUAUCUAUGACACGGAACUGUUCAUACAGAUGGGCGUGGCUCGCUACACCUGGAUAUCAUUUAACAUUGGCAAAUUUUGUGACCAGAUCAACUCGCAACUACGCAAACUGACCUCGAUUGUAUCGCAGAUCAACUUUAUACGCUUGGACUUACGUAAUCGGAUUGAGCAGAUCAGAGGCUAUAAUUUGUUCAAUUUGGACGACGAAAUAGAAAAGCGAAUGGAGUCUGUUAUGCCUGUUUCACAGACGCAGAGCAUCAAUGAAUCCGUCAAAUCCUCGGCCGCGCGCACAUUUAAGUCCACCACGGGAGAGAAUAUCACCAUUUUGCAGGCCCCAGAGGAGCGCGAUGAGCAGAAGAAGCAGGAGGAGUUCGCUUGCGGCACUGGAGUCUAUGAAUGCCAGGGUUACUUUGAACUUUUGGAGGCAUCGCGUAAUCGCAAAGCCGCGCAAAUGAAACAACUUUAUGAUUCUUUGGGACCUGUGCUUAUCAAGCUGGAAAGUCUUGUCCUGGGUACAUUUACGGGCAGAUCGGAAAAGAUGCGUAACUACUAUGAGUUUUGGGAGGAGGAGACAUACAAAUGCAUUAUCGACAUGACCUAUGAGAAUCUUAAAUGUUAUAUCAACCGUCUGCUGUCGACCGAACCCAUGUUUGAAGUCAGUGCUGUCCUGUUGAUGUCUGAAAUCGUACUGGAGCCUUCGUCAAAUGAACUACAGAACGUAAUGGUGACAGCAGCCAAGGAUUUUGUGACACGCUUGAAAUUGUUUACCCGUUGGAUGAGCGGCACUUGCCUCAACUGUCCACUAAUUGAUGCAGGUGCUCAAUGGAAAUAUAAUUACACUUUCUACGAAGAUGUAGUGAACAUUAAAGACGUUGUCAAUCUCAUCGUCCACAUUCACGAAUUGGCUUCAAAAAUUGUAACGGAAGCCAAAGCUUUUGUUGUGCAAUUCCGCAAGUACUUCAAUCUGUGGGCCUUCGAGAAGGAUGUAAUAUGCCAGAAGUUUGUCGAGCGCCAAGUGACGCUGGUCGAAAUCGAUGAGAAAUUUACAUUUUACUCGACCAUUGUGACCACUCUGCAGCAAAUGCGCAAAUAUCACACAGUCCGAUGUGUACGCAUUAAUUUAAGCCCAUUGCUGGAGAGCAUCAUACAACAUGCCAAGGAAUGGUGCACCAUAUUGGGCGAGGAACUGUUGAGGUUUGUCAACGACAACAUGAGGUCCAUGCGUAAUGAAAUCAAAACGCUGAGCCAGAAUCUUAAUAAAACCACACGUGAACUGGAGGACUUUAAGCUGGUCAUGCAAACAAUUGCGACCAUUCAAUCGACAACGUUGACAAAUGAGCAGAAGAUACAUGAAAUGCAGGAGACAUUCACAGUGCUAAGUGAACAUAAAAUAAUGUUCUCAUACGAGGACAUGCUGAUGGCCCAUCAUCUGGAGAAGCGCUGGAAGCGUCUAUUUCUGUCGGCUCUGUAUCGCUCGGAGAAGCUACAACCAAUUAAGCAAAAAUUUGCCGACUUGACUUCCGGGGAAAUCGAAGUAUUCUGGACUGAUCUGGAGGAUUUCAUCAAGGACUGGGAUGAGAACGGGCCGGGCUCUGUUGGUGCGGAGCUGGAGCGCGGAGUACGCUUAAUGGAUCCGUAUAGUCAUAAAAUUGCAGAGCGAGAGCUAAGACGCCAAGAGCUGGCCAAUGCUGAGCGUCUGUUUGAUAUGCCAAUGGUCGAUUAUAACGAGUUCGCCCGAGUCCAAGCCGAGUUCGAGGGAUUACAGCAAAUCUACAAACUGUACAGAUCACAAAAGAAUGGCCGUGAAGUCUGGGCCAAAACCUUGUGGGUCGAUUUGGAUCCCACUUUCCUAACCGAGGGCGUUGAGAGCUAUCUGAAAGAAUUCCGAAAAAUGCCCAAAGCGGUGCGCACAUUGCCCACUGGCGUGCAACUCGAGAUUCACAUGAAACAGUUCAAGGCCACCGUGCCACUGAUGGUUAGCCUCAAGAACGAGGCACUGCGAGAGCGUCAUUGGCAUCAGCUGAUGGAGAAGACGGGACAGUACUUUGAUAUGUCGCCAGCGAGGUUUACGCUAGAGAAUAUGUUUGCCAUGCAGUUGCACAAGUAUCAGGACAUUGCCGAGCAGAUCCUCACAAAUGCCAUCAAGGAGCUGCAAAUUGAGCGUGGCGUACGCGCUGUUGAGGAAACCUGGGGAGGCAUGACCUUCAAGGUUGUCAAGCACUUCAAGGGCAUGGAAGAUCGUGGCUGGAUAUUGGGACCAGUAGAUGAAAUAACUCAGGUGCUGGAGGAUAAUGCCAUGAGCCUGCAAUCAAUGGGUGCGAGUCAAUUUAUUGGCCCCUUUCUGGAAACAGUUAACAGAUGGGAACGCGCUCUAGCAAUGAUCUCUGAGAUCAUUGACGAGUGGCUUGUUGUGCAGCGCAAGUGGCUUUACUUGGAGGGCAUCUUCAUUGGCGGCGACAUACGCACCCAGCUGCCGGAGGAGGCGCGAAAAUUUGACGACAUUGACAAGUCGUAUCGCAGGAUCAUGGUCGAUUGUGCCAAAAAUCCGUUAGUGGUGCCAUUUUGUGCAGUGCCGGGACGUUUAUUGGAUAUACAAAGUCUGGGGAUUGGCUUGGAAAAUUGUCAGAAGUCGUUAAACGAAUAUUUGGACUCGAAACGUCGCAUUUUCCCGCGCUUCUAUUUCAUAUCCACCGAUGAGUUGCUCUCGAUUUUGGGCAGCAGUGAGCCAUCUGCAGUGCAGAACCACAUCAUUAAGAUGUACGACAAUGUCAAGUCUCUGCGUCUGGUCAAGGAGGGAAGCCACACACUUGUUACCGCCAUGAUAUCCAGCGAGGGCGAGGUUAUGGAGUUUCGUAAUAUCUUACGGGCCCAGGGUCGAGUCGAGCAUUGGAUGAACGAUGUGCUGGAUGAAAUGCGUCGCGCAAAUCGCUACAUAACCAAGACCUGCGUCUACGACUUUGGCACCGAUCUGGUAAUUUCAAGGCCGGACUGGUUAAUGAACUACCAGGGCAUGGUCGGGCUGGCGGCAAGUCAAGUCUGGUGGACGGCCGAGGUGGAGGAGGCAUUCGACCAGGCCCAGAAUCAUGGUAACAUGCGUGCCAUGAAGGAUUUCCUAAACAAGAGCAACUAUCAAAUAGAGGAGCUGGUGCUGAAGGUGCGCUCCAAUCUCUCACGGAAUGAUCGACUGAAGUUCAAGGCAAUCUGCACCAUUGAUGUCCAUGCUCGGGACAUUAUCGAUAACUUUGUGAGGGACAAUGUACUCGACUCCAGCGAGUUCAGCUGGGAAAGUCAGCUGCGCUUCUAUUGGGUCAAAUUCUAUGACAACCUCCAUGUCAUUCAAUGCUCGGGCAGCUUCGACUAUGGCUAUGAGUACAUGGGCCUAAAUGGACGUUUGGUCAUCACUCCACUGACUGAUCGUAUUUAUCUGACCAUCACCCAGGCGUUGCUAAUGAAUCUGGGUGGCGCCCCAGCCGGACCAGCGGGAACAGGUAAGACCGAAACGGUCAAGGAUCUGGCCAAGGCAAUGGGCUUGCUCUGCAUGGUCACCAACUGUGGUGAGGGAAUGGACUUCAGGGCUGUAGGCACGAUCCUGUCCGGCUUGGUGCAGUGUGGCGCCUGGGGAUGCUUCGAUGAGUUCAAUCGCAUUGAUAUAUCUGUGCUCAGUGUCAUCUCCACUCAGCUGCAAACCAUUCGCAAUGGAUUAAUUCGCAAACUGAAGCGUUUUGUGUUUGAAGGCGUUGAGAUCAGUCUGGAUCCAAAGGUUGGCGUCUUUGUCACCAUGAAUCCUGGCUACGCUGGACGCACCGAGUUGCCCGAGUCGGUGAAGGCCUUGUUCCGGCCUGUCACCUGCAUUAAGCCCGAUCUGGAGCUUAUCUGCCUCAUCUCGCUGUUCUCUGAUGGUUUCCUAACGGCCAAGGUGCUGGCCAAGAAGAUGACGGUGCUGUAUGCUCUGGCCCAGGAGCAGCUUUCCAAGCAGUGCCAUUACGAUUGGGGAUUACGCUCCCUCAACUCCGUGCUGAGAAUGGCGGGCGUGAUGAAGCGUCAGUCGGAUGAUCUGCCCGAGGCAGUUGUCUUGAUGCGAGUGCUCCGUGACAUGAACUUUCCCAAAUUCAUAUUUGAAGAUGUGCCUCUGUUCUUGGGUCUUAUUAAAGAUCUGUUUCCGGGCAUCGAUUGUCCACGCAUCGGUUAUCCAGACUUUAAUGCGGCUGUGCGUCAUGUCCUUGUCAACGAUGGAUACAUCCUGCUGCCCGAUCAGGAAGACAAAGUGGUGCAAAUGUACGAGACCAUGAUGACCCGACACUCGACCAUGCUUGUGGGUCCAACAGGUGGUGGCAAAACUGUCGUCAUAAAUGCUCUGAUCAAAGCGCAAACCCACAUGAGCUUGCCCACCAAGUGCACUGUGCUUAACCCCAAGGCAUGCUCAGUCAUUGAGUUGUAUGGAUAUUUGGAUAUGGAAACUCGAGAUUGGAUCGAUGGUUUAUUUUCAAAUAUAUUCCGUGAAAUGAAUAGGCCAUUAGAGCGUGAGGAGCGACGCUAUGCCUGCUUUGAUGGUGACGUCGAUGCACUAUGGAUUGAGAACAUGAACUCUGUUAUGGAUGACAACAAGUUGCUGACAUUAGCGAAUGGCGAGCGCAUACGACUCGAGAACUAUUGUGCUCUUCUCUUUGAGGUCGGUAAUUUGUAUUAUGCCUCGCCAGCAACCGUAUCCCGUGCCGGCAUGGUCUAUGUGGAUCCUAAGAAUCUCCGUUACAGUCCAUACUGGCAGCGUUGGGUGUUGACUCGGCCGGAGUCGCAACGGGAGAUGCUCAAUGAUUUCUUUGAAAAGAUAAUCACAAAUGCCAUAGCGUUCAUAUUAGAGGGCUUAGAUGGUACCACACAAGGCAAUCCCCUUAAAAUGGUCAUCAUGCAAACGGAUCUGAAUAUGGUGACACAAUUCUGCAAUCUCUACGAUGCUCUGUUGCCCACAUAUGGUCCACCCGACAAUAAGAACACGGAUGAGCCUGUCCUGAAGGUCUACAACACGGAUAGCUUGGAGUGCUGCUUUCUGCAAGCCGUUUAUGGAUCCCUGGGCGCCUGUUUGCUAGAAAAGCAUCAGGUCAUAUUCGAUGAGUAUAUGAAACGGAUUGCAGGCUUUCCUCUAGUUCAGGACACGCGUGAGUCACCAGCUUCGGGUGGACAAUUUCCACAGGGAAAGCCUACACUCUACGACUAUUUCUGGGACAUCAACGAGAACUGUUGGUUGGCUUGGGAGUGGGUUGUCAAGCCUUAUACCCAUGACCCGGAUGUGAAAUUCAGCGAGAUUCUCGUACCCACUGUCGACAAUACGCGCACCAAUCGGCUACUAUCCCUCAUGAGCGAAAUCAAACGACCCGUCCUUCUUGUUGGUGAGGCUGGCACAUCAAAGACUGCAACCAUCAUGCAAUAUUUGCGUAAUCUCAAUCCCACUGUCAAUAUCAUACUCAAUAUAAAUUUCUCAUCAAGAACUUCAUCACUGGAUGUGCAGCGAACGUUGGAGGCUGCGGUCGAGAAACGCACCAAGGAUACGUACGGGCCACCGAUGGGAAAGAAAAUUGCCUGCUUUAUUGAUGACAUGAACAUGCCGCAGGUGGAUGAUUAUGGCACACAACAGCCCAUUGCCCUGUUGAAGCUGUUCUUUGAGCGGGGCGGCAUGUUUGACCGUGACAAGGAUCUCAACUGGAAGAAGUUUAAGGAUAUGACAUUCUAUGCUGCCAUGGGCACUGCAGGCGGUGGUCGCAAUGAAGUCGAUCCACGUUUUAUCAGCAUGUUCUCCACCUACAACAUCGUUUUUCCCAACGACGAGUCUCUCAUUCAAAUCUAUUCAUCCAUCUUUAAGGGUCAUCUCAAUUAUACCAAAUUCCAACAGCGAUUCAUGAUGAUUGCCGACAUUAUUGUCGUUAUGACACUCAAGUUAUUCAAGUUGGUCAUUGUGGAUCUGCCGCCGACACCUUCGAAGUUCCAUUACAUUUUCAAUCUGAAGGAUCUGUCGCGUAUCUUUGCGGGCAUGCUCUUGAUUCUGCCGGACAACUACAAGGAUCUACGUGAGUUCAUCCGUGUGUGGCGCAAUGAAUUCACCCGAAUUAUAUGCGAUCGUCUAAUUUCACAGACGGACAUUAAAAAUGUGAAUCGCUACCUGGAAGUAGAGGUGGCGGAACGUUUUCCACCUCAAUUUGAAGAAGAGCAUGGUUUCAUCGACUUGGAGGCGGCAGCUGCAGAAGCUCAGGCCCGAUUGCUAUAUGAGGCCUAUGGUGACGACGCAGCCGCUGCUGGAAACGAGGAGGAAGGCGAAGAGGAAGAGGAUGAGCUGGAGGGUCCCGAAACAGUGCUAUCGCUUAAAGACUAUGUGCUUCGUGAUCCUUUAGUUUUUGGCGAUUUCCGCAAUUUUACCAACGAAUCGGAGCCGCGUAAUUAUGAGGAUCUUGUAGAUUACAAUGCGGUCUACCAUUUAUUCACCGAAAUCCUGGACGAGUAUUGUGAACGUAAACAAAAAAUGACCCUAGUGCUUUUUGAAGAUUGUUUAGAGCAUCUAACGAGGGUGCAUCGAACACUUCGCAUGAAUCGUGGUCAUGUCUUGCUCAUCGGAGUCGGCGGUUGUGGCAAGAAGUGUGUUACUCGCCUCGCAUCCUUCGCUGCUGAGUGUGAGGUAUUCGAGAUCACCAUAUCUCGCGGCUACAAUGAGACCUCCUUCCGCGAGGACCUCAAGGUAUUGUACAACAUAGCUGGAGUUAAGCGCAAGAAGGUUGUCUUUUUGUUUACAGCCGCACAGGUGGCCGAGGAGGGAUUCUUGGAGCUGAUCAACAACAUUCUGACAGUGGGACAAGUGCCUGCGUUAUUUGCAGAUGAGGAUAAAGAUGGCAUCGUCAAUCAAGUGCGUAAAUUUGCCGAAGAGGAAGGCUUAUCUGCUUCCAAGGACUCUGUUUGGGGGUACUUCCUGCGCACCUGUGCUGAGAAUCUUCACGUUGUUCUGUGCAUGUCACCCGCUGGAGAUGCUCUGCGCAAUCGCUGCCGCAGUUUUCCUGGUCUUAUUGGCAGCACAUACAUUGAUUGGGUAUUCCCUUGGCCAAAGCAGGCUCUUUAUGCCGUCGCCAAACUCUUCCUGACUGAGCACGCCAUGAUCCCAGCUCUGCAUCGUGAGGCAAUCAUCGAGCAUGUGGUCCAUGUGCACAUGACAAUUCAGGACUACUCAAGGGAAUAUCAGGCCAAACUUAGACGCAGCAAUUUUGUGACUCCCAAGCAUUACUUGGACUACAUCAACACAUAUCUCGGAUUGCUGGAGGAGAAGCACAAACAUAUAACCCAGCAGAGGGAACGACUUGGCGAGGGCAUCAAGAAAAUCGAAGAGGCUUCGGUGCAAAUUGAUGAACUGCGUAUCAUAGUGACAGAGCAAAAGAAAAACGUGGCUGUUGCAUCGGAGGAGUGCGAGGCAAUGUUGGUUACCAUUGAGUCAUCCACACUAAAGGCAAACACCAAGAAGGCUGAAGCAUCGGAGAAAUCUGUGGAGGUUGAAAUCAAAGGCAAACAAAUCGCUAUUGAAAAGGAGGAGGCUGAAGAGAUUCUGGCCGAUGCCAUGCCAGCCUUGGAGGAAGCUCGACGUGCACUUUCCGAGCUAGAAAAGGCACAGAUUACUGAAAUCCGUUCCUUUGCCACGCCCCCUGCCGCUGUGCAGGUUGUUUGCGAGUGCGUGGCCAUAUUGAAGGGCAUCAAGGAAAUCAGUUGGAAGAGCGCCAAAGGAAUGAUGAGCGAUGUGAAUUUCCUCAAGAGUUUAAUGGAAAUGGACUGCGAGGCGCUCACACAAAAGCAAAUCACGUCCUGUCGCAAUCACAUGAAAACUCAGAACUUGGAUGACAUGGGAAAGAUCUCGAUAGCUGGCGCUGGUCUCUUAAAGUUCGUCAAAGCCGUACUCGGAUUCUUUGACGUCUACAAGGAGGUCAAGCCCAAGAAGGAACGUCUGGAUUUCUUGGUCGAAGAGCAGGAAGUUCAAAUUAAACUGCUGAGUCAUUUGAAUUCUGAGAUCCAAAAGUUGGAAGAGAAGUUGGAUCAGCUCAAUCAGGACUAUGCCGUGUCCAUGAGGCAAAUGAGAGCCUUGACCGAGAUGAUGCAACAGGCUGAACGACGUUUGAUUGCCUCCGAUAAAUUGAUAAGCGGCUUAACCUCCGAGCUAAUUCGAUGGAGCAAGGAGAUGGCCAGCUUGGGCCAACAGCUGAUCGACAGCGUUGGGCUUUGCCUAAUCAGUGCUUCGUUUUUGGCCUACACCGGCGCCUUCACUUGGGAGUUCCGCAAGGCAAUGGUCUUCGAUGACUGGCUGGAGGAUAUUAUCGCUCUGGGAAUUCCAGUCAAGCUGCCCUUCAAGAUUGAUGUCAGCUUGACCAACGAUGUGGAGAUCUCGCAGUGGUCCAAUGAGGGCCUGCCUCCCGAUGAGCUCUCCCUGCAGAAUGGUAUUCUCACCAUGCGCGCUUCCCGCUUUCCCCUCUGCAUAGAUCCACAGCUGCAGGCUCUGAUGUGGAUACGUAAGAAGGAAUAUAGGAAUAAUCUGAAGGUGCUGUCCUUUAGCGACGCGGACUUCCUUAAGCAGCUGGAAAUGGCGAUAAUGUAUGGAUUGCCAGUCCUAUUCGAAGAUGUGGAUGACUAUAUAGAUCCAGUAAUUGAUGAUGUCCUACAGAAGAACAUUCGUGUGCAAGGCGGUCGCAAGUUUACCAUGUUGGGCGAUAAGGAAGUCGACUGGGAUCACAAAUUUCGACUUUAUUUAACGACAAAGUUCUCGAAUCCCAAGUUCGAUCCGGCUGUUUAUGCCAAGGCCUUGGUUAUCAACUACACAGUUACCCAGACGGGUCUGGAGGAUCAGCUGCUCAGCGUUGUCGUCGGCACAGAGCGUCCCGAUCUGGAGCAGCAACGCGAAUCCUUGAUAGCACAGACCAGCGAGAACAAACAGUUACUCCAGCAGCUGGAGGAUUCACUACUGCGCGAGUUGGCUACUUCAACGGGCAACAUGCUGGACAACGUCGAGCUGAUAGAGACGCUGGAAAAUACCAAGUCGAAGGCUGGCCUCGUCAUGGAGCAGCUCAAGCUGGCAAGUGACACUGCUGCCGACAUCGAAAUCCUGCGUAACGGAUAUCGAGGAGCGGCCAAGAGAGGCGCCGUCCUCUUCUUUGCCCUCGCGGACAUGGCCACCGUCAACAGCAUGUAUCAGUAUGCCUUGGCAGCGUAUCUGGAACUCUUUGUCUACUCCCUGCGCAAAGCCGUGCCGGACACGGUGUUGGCCAAGCGACUGAACAACAUCAUUAAGACGUUAACUGAGAAUGUCUACAGUUAUGGCUGCACGGGAAUCUUUGAGCGUCACAAGCUACUCUUCUCCUUCCAGAUAGCCACAAAGCUGGCCCAACGAGAAGGGGUGUUAUCCCAACAGGAAAUCGACUUUUUCAUCAAGGGCAGCAUCGCGUUGACGAAGAGCGAACGAUCCAAUCCCACCAAAUGGUUGCCGGAGAAAAGCUGGGAGGAUCUGCUGAAGCUGGCUUUGGACUUUCCCGACUCGUUUGGCACUUUGCCUGAUCACUUCAGCCGUUUCUUGGAUGAGUGGAAAGAGUGGUUCGACUUGGAGAAUCCCGAAGAGGUGGAAUGCCCGGGCAGCUAUAACGUCAAUUGCAAUGCAUUCCAGAAAUUGUUGUUCCUUCGCUGUUUCCGUGUGGAUCGAAUUUUCCGUUGCAUAAAUCAAUACAUUGUCGAGACAAUGGAUGAAUUCUUCAUUAUGCCACCCGUUGUGAGCUUCUCGGGAAUUUAUGAGCAAACAACUUCCUCGAUUCCCGUUUGCUUUAUCCUCAGCGCCGGCUCAGAUCCCACCAAUGAUCUGAUUAAGCUUGCUGAUAUUAUCAUGGGAGGCAUGUCCAAUUUCUGUCACAUUUCGUUGGGCCAGGGGCAGGAAAAGACCGCCCUGAGUAUGCUGGAAACUGCCCUUAGACAGGGUCAAUGGUUGAUGCUGCAGAAUGGUCAUUUGCUGGUCAAAUUUGUACGCGAAUUGGAAAAGUAUUUGGAUAAAAUUGAAAAUCCCCAUCCAGACUUUAGAUUGUGGAUUACCACUGAUCCAACGCCGUCCUUCCCAAUUGGCAUACUUCAAAAGUCCUUAAAGGUGGUUACUGAGCCACCCAAUGGCUUGAAGCUGAAUCUUCGCUCGACAUAUUUCAAGGUGCGGCAGGAUCGUCUGGAAGCGUGCUCACAUCGCGCCUAUCGUUCCUUAAUCUAUGUCCUUGCCUUCUUCCAUGCGGUUGUGCAAGAGCGUCGCAAAUACGAUAAACUUGGCUGGAACAUAGCAUACGAUUUCAACGAUACGGACUUUGAGGUUUGCAAUGAAAUUCUGCGCAACUAUUUGAGUCGCUGCGCCGAGGACAAGAUACCCUGGAACAGUCUCAAAUAUCUUAUUGGUGAGGUUAUGUAUGGUGGUCGAGUGAUCGACGAUUUCGAUAGACGUAUUACCAACUGCUACAUGAAUGAAUAUAUGGGAGAUUUCCUGUUCGAUGCCUUCCAAUCGUUCCACUUCUACGAGGACGAGAACGUCGACUAUUGCCUGCCCGACGAGGAGAUCAUUUUAAAGGAGGACUACGUAGCUCACAUUGACAAACUGCCGCUGGUCAAUAAGCCGGAUGUAUUUGGUCUGCAUCCAAACGCGGAAAUCGGUUAUUACACAAUGGCUGCGCGCAACAUUUGGAACAGUCUGAUUGAGUUGCAGCCACAAACUGGUGAGGGCACGGGCGGCAUCAGUCGGGAUGACUUCAUCGACCAGGUGGCUGCGGGAAUACUGAAGAAACUACCUCCGGCAUUUGAGACGUGGCGCAUACGAAAGCAAAUCCAGAUGAGUCUGUCACCCACCGGAGUGGUGCUGCUGCAGGAGCUGGAUCGGUUUAAUGCGCUGGUGGUGCGCAUGAAGAAAACGCUGGAGCUGCUCCGCAAGGCCAUCGCCGGCGAAAUCGGCAUGGACAAUGUGCUGGACAAUGUUGCCAACUCGUUAUUUAAUGGCCUCCUGCCAGUGGUGUGGAGCAAACUGGCGCCGGCCACAUGCAAACAGUUGGCUAGCUGGCUGGAGCACUUAAAGAAUCGCGCCGUUCAGUACAAGUAUUGGUCGCUGUCGGGCGAGCCGUUGGUCAUGUGGCUGUCUGGAUUGCAUAUACCACAGAGCUACCUUACGGCCCUAGUCCAGAUUGCCUGCCGCAAGAACGCCUGGCCUCUGGAUCGUUCCACGCUGUUCACGUAUGUGACCACCUACUCGGAACCCGAUGACGUUGAACAGCGCCCAGAGACGGGCUGCUAUGUGCAUGGUCUGUAUAUAGAGGGCGCACGCUUUGACAUGCCGACUAAUCAGCUGAUGCGCUCGCAUCCCAAAGUUCUGGUCGAGGAGCUGGCCAUUCUGGCCGUAGUGCCCAUUGAAGCACAUCGGCUUAAGCUACAGAACACCUUCCUGGCGCCUGUUUAUACCACAUCGCUGCGUCGCAAUGCCAUGGGCGUGGGUCUAGUUUUUGAGGCUAAUUUGGCAACCUCGGAGGAUCUGAGCCAUUGGAUAUUGCAGGGUGUGUGCUUGACACUAAACACGGAUACAUAGAAACGAGUGUUGGCAUUUUUACAAGAUUUAAUUUAUCGCUUUCAAUAUCUGUAAUAUUAGAUCUGGUAUUGGCAAUUAUAUAUAUGUAUAUAUCGUA